AUGCUAUUGUUACCAUCGAACUCGAGCCAUCUCAGCGAACCGCAACCGACCGGCGUCGCCAGCAUGGUCCUGUCGAAGGUCCGGUCCUGGGCGUCGGCACGCGAACAGCGCGACCACCGGGAACGGGGUGAUCGCGAGGACAACAAUAAUCACUCGGUCAAACGGGAGCUGCUGCGUACACCGUCACCCACGCAACGAUACGACAUCGACAGCGAUCGUGACGAUGGCAGUGAUCGGGAGAACCUCAGCAGCCCUAUUCCAAACGAGCGUCCGGAACGAACCACGCCACUCAAUCUGAUCACGGAUUCUUCACGACGGACACCAUCACCACCGGCAUCCAGUGCCGUCCCGGGUGGAGGUUUAGGCGUUGCCCUUGCUGCCCUACAGAACCAUCUGCCCCUCAGCUCGCUGUUCCUGCAGAACCAGCUCGGGCUGGGCGGAUUGGCCGGGCUGUCCGGGCAGGACAUCGGUAUGCUUCAGCAGGCCCUCCAAGCACAGCAGGCCUCCCUCCAGCAACAGCUACAGCAGUACAUGCUGCUCCAGGUGCAAGGAAGCGCGGCCGGUGCGAACGGAAAUGCUGCUGCGGCGGCCACGGCACAGGCACAGGCCGCUGCCCAAUUCCUCAUGCAAAAUCAGGUCCAGCAGGCCGUCGCACAGCUGCAGGCACUGCAGAAACAGCAGCAGUUGAAACCGACCAGCUCCACGCCAACACCGGGCGCCACAGCGACCAGCUCUCCACUGCACAGCCCGUCCGGAAGUCCGGGACUACAUCACCAUUCCACGCAAACGGGCGCCAUGCUAGGCGCGAGCCAAACGACACCGCCCAACGUGAGCCAGAUGAAUGUGGGUGGUAUACUGACGCCCUCAACACCCGGAUCCGGCGCCCAUACGCCGCAGUUGCAGAAACAUUCGGCUGCACCACGUGCGCUGGAACCGUCGCCCGAAGAGACGACCGAUCUGGAGGAGUUGGAACAGUUCGCCAAAACCUUCAAACAGCGACGGAUAAAGCUAGGGUUCACGCAGGGCGACGUUGGGCUGGCCAUGGGGAAGCUGUACGGGAAUGACUUCUCGCAAACAACCAUCUCCCGGUUCGAGGCACUUAACCUGAGCUUCAAGAACAUGUGCAAACUAAAGCCGCUGCUACAGAAAUGGCUCGAGGACGCGGACAGUAGCAUCUCCAAUCCUGGCGGCCCGGCCGCCCUGUCCAACACGAUGGCCACACCGGAAACGAUGGGCCGGCGGCGCAAGAAGCGCACCUCGAUCGAAACCUCCGUCCGGGUGGCGCUGGAAAAAGCGUUCCUCGUCAACUGCAAACCGACGAGCGAAGAGAUCUCCACCCUCGCGGACAACCUGUGCAUGGAGAAGGAGGUCGUGCGCGUAUGGUUCUGCAACCGGCGGCAGAAGGAGAAGCGAAUAAACCCACCCAACGGUAUGGACAGCCCGACACACUCGUCCGCCAGCGGGGAACUGUUCCCCGCCGGUCUCGUACCGGGUCUAUCCUCACCUUCGUCCGCAUCCGGUGGUGGUAGCGGGGGGCACCAUUACGCAUCGCACCAUCACCACCAUCAGCCCCACACGCCCGGUUCCAGCAUCAAGCAGGAAUGACCGCACGGCCGUGGUGCUUGCGUUUGGUCCCCCACAUCGGCGGCGAUGGACCGGGCGGAACAACCCCCGAUGGCGGGCUAUCUGCACUGAGCGCUGCCACAGGAUUUCAAACCCGUUUCAUGGGCUUCACCCCCCACAUAUCAGCCAACUCGUGCGCCGGGGUGGAUUAUACGGUUCAUACAGCUGUGUAUACACACAAACACACACACACACACAUAUACACAUCCACACAUA
Messenger RNA from Anopheles moucheti, 1839 nucleotides. RefSeq names its product protein nubbin-like. Gene Ontology annotation, biological process: regulation of transcription by RNA polymerase II. Gene Ontology annotation, molecular function: RNA polymerase II cis-regulatory region sequence-specific DNA binding; DNA-binding transcription factor activity, RNA polymerase II-specific. Lineage: Eukaryota; Metazoa; Arthropoda; Insecta; Diptera; Culicidae. The coding region runs from base 1 to 1605 and encodes 534 amino acids. The record is from RefSeq and is a predicted model, not a curated record. The transcript is spliced from 5 exons.